AUGGGCCGCGAUUACGACGACGACCGCAGCAAGAAGCGGCGGAAGCUCGAUUUCAAUCCCCUUCGCUCUGACGACCGCUUUGGUGACAUUCCCGCGCGCUCCCACAGCAACAGGAAUAAUGGCUCGCUCCAAUCUCGCAGCUCAACCCCCCGAGGUUCCCGACUCGAGGGCGCCAGGACGCCACACCAUCGCGGCGAUGACGGUCCGGAAUUAAGCCCCGGCUUCGACGCGGAUGCGGAAAACGCCCUCGACCGGGACUGGUACGGCGGCGAUGACGACCUCGGCGGGCACACCUUCGGCGACGAGACGCACAAUCCGUUCGGCGACGACAGCUACUGGGCGGCGCAGGAGCGUGAGGCGGCGCUGGCCGAGAAGAAGAUGAACAUGCUGUCGCGGGGCAUGAUGAACGCGCGCCAGCUGCAGAAGCAGAAGGAUGUGGAUGCGUGGGAGACGAAUCGGAUGCUGACGUCUGGUGUGGCCCAGCGCCGGGAGGUUGGGUAUGAUUUUGAGGAGGACCAGGAAGGUACGCGCGUGCAUUUGCUGGUGCAUGACCUGCGUCCGCCGUUUCUGGAUGGGAGGACCAUCUUUACCAAGCAGGUUGAUCCCGUGCCGGCUGUGCGCGAUCCGACGAGCGACAUGGCUGUGUUCAGUCGGAAGGGCAGUCGUGUGGUGAGGGAGCGCCGGCAGCAGCGUGAGCGCCAGCGUCAGGCCCAGGCUGCUACCAACGUGGCCGGUACGGCGCUGGGCAACCUGAUGGGCGUCAAGGAGGACGACACGGACAGCGCGGUGCCGAUUGCGAGCGAAGAUGCGUCCAAGGCCCAGUCGAGCAGUGGCACCAGCAAGUUCAGCGAUGCCAUCAAGAAGCAAGAGGGCGCCAGCAACUUCAGCCAGAGCAAGACGCUCAAGGAGCAGCGCGAGUUCCUGCCGGCUUUCGCCGUGCGCGAAGAUCUGCUGCGCGUCAUUCGCGAUAACCAGGUGGUCAUCGUGAUCGGCGAGACAGGGUCGGGCAAAACGACACAGCUGACGCAGUUCCUGUAUGAAGACGGCUACGGCAAGACGGGCAUGAUUGGGUGCACGCAGCCGCGUCGUGUAGCAGCUAUGAGCGUGGCGAAGCGUGUGGCCGAGGAGAUGGAGGUCAAGCUGGGUACGCUGGUCGGGUAUGCCAUCCGCUUCGAGGACUGCACUAGCAAGGAGACUGUCAUCAAGUACAUGACGGACGGCGUGCUGCUGCGCGAGUCGCUCAACGAGCCCGAUCUGGACCGAUACUCGUGCAUCAUCAUGGACGAGGCUCACGAGCGUGCCCUGAACACUGACGUGCUGAUGGGUCUGUUCAAAAAGAUCCUUCAGCGCCGGCGGGAUCUGAAGCUGAUCAUCACGUCGGCCACCAUGAACUCAAAGCGCUUCUCAGAUUUCUUUGGAGGCGCGCCCGAGUUCACGAUCCCCGGACGCACGUUCCCCGUCGACAUCCUCUUCCAUCGCUCGCCCGUCGAGGACUACGUUGACCAGGCGGUGCAGCAAGUGCUGGCAAUCCACGUCAGCAAACCCGCCGGCGACAUCCUGGUCUUCAUGACGGGCCAAGAGGAUAUUGAGGUGACGUGCGAGUUGAUCCAGGAACGGCUGGCUGCGCUCAACGACCCGCCCAAGCUCAGCGUGCUGCCUAUCUACAGUCAGAUGCCGGCAGAUCUGCAAGCCAAGAUCUUUGAUCGUGCCCCUCCCGGGGUGCGCAAGUGCAUCGUGGCUACGAAUAUUGCCGAGACGAGUUUAACGGUCGAUGGUAUCAUGUACGUGGUUGACUGCGGCUACUCCAAGCUCAAGGUGUACAACCCGCGCAUGGGCAUGGACACGCUGCAGAUUACGCCGAUUUCUCAGGCAAACGCCGCUCAGAGAGCUGGUCGUGCUGGACGCACUGGGCCAGGCCAGGCAUAUCGGCUGUACACGGAGAAGCAGUUCCGCGACGAGAUGUACAUGCAGACUAUUCCCGAGAUCCAGCGCACCAACCUCAGCAACACGGUGCUGCUUCUCAAGUCCCUCGGCGUCAAGGACCUGCUGGACUUCGACUUCAUGGACCCCCCUCCGCAGGACACCAUUACAACAUCUUUGUACGAUCUGUGGGCGCUUGGGGCGCUCGACAACCUGGGCGAGCUGACCGAGCUGGGCCGCAAGAUGAAUGCCUUCCCCAUGGACCCGCCGCUGGCCAAGCUGCUCAUCAUGUCGGAGGAAUAUGGCUGCAGCGAGGAAAUGGUGACCAUCGUGUCGAUGUUGUCGGUGCCGAACGUCUUCUACCGGCCCAAGGAACGGCAAGAGGAGUCCGAUGCGGCCCGCGAGAAGUUCUUCGUGCCCGAGUCUGACCACCUGACCUACCUGCACGUCUACACGCAAUGGAAGGCGAACGGCUACAGCGACGCGUGGUGUGCGCGACACUUCCUGCACUCCAAAUCGCUCCGUCGUGCGCGCGAGGUCCGCGACCAGCUACUGGACAUCAUGAAGAUGCAGCACAUGCGCAUGGUGAGCUGCGGCACGGACUGGGACAUCAUCCGCAAGUGCAUCUGCUCCGGCUACUACCACCAGGCGGCCAAGGUGAAGGGCAUCGGCGAGUACAUCAACCUGCGGACGUCUGUCACCGUGCAGCUGCACCCGACCAGCGCCCUGUACGGGCUCGGCUUCUUGCCCGACUAUGUCGUCUACCACGAGCUGAUCUUGACGUCGAAGGAGUACAUGUCGACGGUGACGGCCGUGGAUCCGCACUGGUUGGCUGAGUUGGGCGGCGUGUUUUACUCGAUCAAAGAGAAGGGGUACUCGGUGAGGGAGAAGAGGAUCACGGAGACAGAGUUUAGUCGGCGCAUGGAGAUUGAGGCGCAGAUGGCCGAGGACAGGAAGCGGGCUGAGGAGAAGAAGAGACAGGAGGAGGAGGAAGAAGAAGAAGGUUUGCAGCUCUCACGCAAGGGGAAGAAGAAGGCUGGCGAAAAGAAGGUUGUCAGGGUUGGUGCUGUGGUUAAGCCGGUGAGAAAGAGAGGAGGGAUCGGUUUUUAG
Molecule: messenger RNA, 3030 nt
Organism: Thermochaetoides thermophila DSM 1495
Lineage: Eukaryota; Fungi; Ascomycota; Sordariomycetes; Sordariales; Chaetomiaceae
Product: pre-mRNA splicing factor ATP-dependent RNA helicase prp16-like protein
Exons: 1
Coding region: 1-3030 (1009 amino acids)
Biological process (GO): mRNA splicing, via spliceosome
Cellular component (GO): intracellular anatomical structure; spliceosomal complex
Molecular function (GO): RNA binding; ATP binding
Source: RefSeq, a predicted model, not a curated record